AUGCGAUUCAUGAUUUUGUAUACGACGAUUCGACCAUUGGUUAUUCUACUGACUUUGUGCACAUCUGUUCUCGCCCAACUUUCUCUCCCCAACCCACCCUUCUUGCCACCAAACAGUUCAUCCGGCGCCCAACCUUCGUCUGGCGGUUACCCGAAUCAACAAUGGACAACACUACUCGGGAAUCUUCUUUACUUUUACGAAGCACAGCGGAGUGGUGAACUCCCAUCUUCAAAUCGAGUGUCAUGGAGAAAUAGCAGUGCACUCGACGACGGGAUAGACGCACAUAUAGACCUUUCUGGUGGAUAUUACGAUGCUGGAGAUUAUUCCAAAGACACAUUUCCUUUGAGCUUUACUUUGAUGUCGAUAUGCUGGGGUGCAAACGACUUUGGAAAAGGAUAUGAUCUGGCAAACCAAACUGCCUAUCUUGAUGAUAUGUUACGCUGGGGCCUUGAUUGGCUGAUAAAGGCCCACCCCAACGACACGACACUUUACGUUUUGAUUGCAUCAAAGGACACCGCUGAUGGGACAUACUGGGGGGGAGAUCGAAGCAUCCCUUCGCCUCGACCAGUUUAUAAAAUCAACGACUCUCAGCCAGGCACAGACGCAGCUGCUGGUGCAGCUGCUGCAUUUGCAGCGUGCUCAAAUCUCUAUGCCAGUCGUGCACUUGAUAACGGCACAUUUUCCGCUCCAGCAAAGCUUAGAAAUGACUCAUACUCCAGUACGCUUCUCACGCACGCACAGCAACUCUAUGCAUUUGCCGCCAACGCGACUGGUGGGCGCAAAACCUACCAAACAUCUGUACCACAGGUUGCGGCUGCUUAUCAAUCAUCGGGCUACGGAGAUGAACUUGCAAUCGCGGCUCUUUUCCUGUCAUGGGCAACGGGUUCUGCUUCUUUGUAUCAGGAAGCUGAAGCUUACUAUUCGAAAUACAAGCUCGGAGAUGCGAACCGAGUUUUCAAUUGGGAUUCGAAAACGCCUGGAUUGGCUGUAUUAUUCUCUCAGAUUGCGCAGUCAUUUUCGGCUUCGAGCGGGAACUUCUCAGCGUGGCAGGCCGUCGCGGAAAAUUACUUCGACUCGAUUGUCAAUAAUCAAGGUCCGGGAAGUUUGACCAAAGAUGGACUUUUGUUCUUUCAAGGAGACUCUAAUCUGGCCAGUCUGAAUCCCGCUCUCAACACUGCCAUGUUAUUGCACCGAUUCUCACCCUUAGCCUCUUCUGCAGCAAAGAAAGCUGCCUACUUGGUAGUUAUAAUUUUUUUUGGUUGCCAUAAUUGGUCUCUUAAUGUGAAAAAGGAUUUCGCAAACCGGCAAGUAGCAUAUGCACUAGGAAAGAAUUCCAUGUCAGUUCCAUAUAUCGUGGGGGUCAAUCCAAACUCGCCUUCGAAUCCUCACUCCGCAAUGGCCAGCGGCGGCCAAGAUAUCGGUCAAAUUGAUACUAGUCCAGCGCAGGAGACAUAUGUGCUCUAUGGUGCUGUUAUCGGUGGGCCGGACGAACGCGGCAGAUUUUUUGACAUUCGAAGUGACUGGCCACAGACAGAGGUUGCGCUUGACUACAACGCGCCCAUGCUUACCCUCGCAGCAAUGCACGUGUUGGCGGACACAAACGACCCCUACUACACCUCGCUGAAAGCUGGGGCUUACGACAAAGUCAAACCACAAGGCUUCCCAUGCGAUCCUGUCUUCUCCCAAGGGUGCCAAGGCCCGCAUCUCAGCAAGGGCGGACUAAUAGCGAUGGCUGUGGUGAUCACAGUGGUUGGCCUGAUUAUCCUUGGCCUGACUGUUUAUUAUGUGGUGCUACUACUCAAGAGAACGGUAACCACAUAG
Messenger RNA from Laccaria bicolor S238N-H82, 1821 nucleotides. Its product is annotated as glycoside hydrolase family 9 protein. Lineage: Eukaryota; Fungi; Basidiomycota; Agaricomycetes; Agaricales; Hydnangiaceae. The record is from RefSeq and is a predicted model, not a curated record. Gene Ontology annotation, biological process: carbohydrate metabolic process. Gene Ontology annotation, molecular function: hydrolase activity, hydrolyzing O-glycosyl compounds. Bases 1 to 1821 code for a protein of 606 amino acids. The transcript has 10 exons.